Messenger RNA from Maudiozyma saulgeensis, 609 nucleotides. The record is from the annotation of a GenBank genome assembly. NCBI's taxonomy places the organism in Eukaryota, Fungi, Ascomycota, Saccharomycetes, Saccharomycetales, Saccharomycetaceae.
AUGAAAUUCUCCAUAUCACAAAUCGUAUUGACUUGUUGUCUAGCUCUAUACGUUGAAGCUCAUAAUGUUUUGGUUCCAGCUUACAGUCGUAGAUGUUUCUACGAAGAUUUGAACAAAGGUGAUGAGAUUGCUGUGACUUAUCAAUUUGGUGAUAGAAAUCCAGAAUCUUAUUCUCAAUUAUAUGGUGAUUUUAUCUUAUAUGGUCCACAAAAUAGAGAAGUAUUAGCAACAGAAAAAUCAUCAUCUCAUGGUGAUAUUAAAGUUACAGCUCCAAUCAAAGGUAAAUACGAAUACUGUUUCAGUAAUGGUGAAAAUAUUCCAACAAAAGAUGUUACAUUUAAUGUUCAUGGUGUUGUUUAUGUUGAUGUCGAUGAUGAAAAUUCUAAUACUUUAGAUAGUUCGGUAAGAAAAUUAUCAAAAUUAGUACGUGAAAUUAAAGAUGAACAAGGUUAUAUUGUUAUUAGAGAAAGAACUCAUAGAAACACAGCAGAAUCUACUAAUGACCGUGUUAAAUGGUGGUCUGUCUUCCAAGUUGGUGUCGUUGUAGCAAAUUCUAUCUUUCAAAUUUAUUAUUUGAAAAGAUUCUUUGAAGUUACUUCUUUUGUUUAA